Molecule: messenger RNA, 657 nt
Organism: Knipowitschia caucasica
Lineage: Eukaryota; Metazoa; Chordata; Actinopteri; Gobiiformes; Gobiidae
Source: the annotation of a GenBank genome assembly
AUGGAGGUAGAUGUUGAAAGAGUUGGUGAGGAGUUAUACAGUCGGAUUUAUAACCAGCAUAAAGACAACGCUGGAAAACUAACAGGCAUGUUAUUGGAACUACCAUCUGCGGUCUUGGUUCAGUUGCUACAGGAUGAAGCUAUGCUGACUGCAGCAGUCGACAAGGCUUACAAAGCACUGCAAGAGUCAACAGACGAACCCAGCAAAAAUAGACUCACGACCGCGGAGGAUGUUUCCACGUCCUCUGAUUCACUGGGAGAGCAGCUUUUUGAGUUGGUAGAUCUUUACAACACAGGUUACUCACAGAAGAUAACAGGGAUGCUUUUAGAGCAGAAAAAGUAUGUAGUGCUCAACCUUCUUUCAGACCCCAAGCUGCUUGAAAAGCAAGUGAACCAAGCUCUUGAGACAUUAAAACGAGAGUCGGAGGCAGAUCUUAAUGACUCUUUAGAUGUUGAUGACCCACAUGAUUUUGGGGAAAGACUAUUUUCACUAGUGCAGCAGAUUAAUCAAGAUCAUGCAAAUGAGUUAACAGGUAUGCUGCUGGAGAUGGAUCGCGCUGCUCUUCAUCAGUUGUUGUGUGAUCAUACUUUGCUGGAGGCAGCAGUUAAAAAAGCACUUUCAGCACUGGGAACUAAUUCAAUCGAGAAAGUGACAUAA